CAAGGGAUUUCCCAGAGACUUCACAUACGCACGGCUGUGCGGUGCCCCGACAUACGUACGAUUGUACGGUACCUUGGCCGUUCGUACGAUCGUGCGGAGAGCACGGCGUGCGAGCCCCGUGCCAGGUCCGGUACAUCCCAACACGUCAAAAGCAGAAACGGAGUUGACGGAGAGAGUGCAGCACAUCGCGGAGCCCUGCGGUGUGGCAAGUGUUCCAUUCCUGCUGAUGGUGUUGUUGUUGUGAGUGUGCUCGUGGUGGUCUGGCGUGUGUUCGGGCGUGCCAACGUGCGUGGUGCCAGCCGGAAAGUGUGCGAGGUGCGUGUUUUGAGCGAGAAACUUCGCGGGAUUCCAUCGGAAUUCCUGGUGUCGUGCUGGACCUCGUGCACGGGAUUCCCCGCCUAGGUCGCCGCCGAUCUCGCCUCGUCGGAUCCGGACUACAUCGACGUUGGCGCUCAUAGUCAGCUGCUGUCGAAUCUGCGUCAGAGGCGCUGUCGUGAAUCGUGCUAAGACACGGUGGACACUCGGACGACCUACCGACAGACGGGAAGCCCACCAGAUCGAUUGAACGAAUUCCAGACGUUUACGUCAAGAAUCUCAACAACACCGACGGCAACGGAGACUGAAGAAAAUAAUAACAAGACGACGACCGAUAUUGAGAAUUGCGAGUGUCAAUAUUGUUGUUGUUGCUGCUGGAGCGCUUUUGAUAUCUUAUCCUCCAUAUCGUCAUAAUCAUCACCGAGAGAUAUCCCAAGCAGAGCUUUGCAUGAUUUCGACGUUGACGACCGAGUCUCCUCCGUCGAGCCAAGCAUUCUCAGUGGUGGUGGUGGUGCCUCCUGCUGCCGCUGCUGCUGCCGUAGCUGCUGCCGCUGCUGCUAGUGCAAAUAGCAGCAACAACAACAACAACAACCACCACAACAACAACAACAACAAAACAGUCACUGAUUGUGCUGCUCGCAUCAUAUCACCACCUAAGAUGCCUGCCGUAAACCGUAAGGUCGCCAUCAUGGGCUACCGGAGUGUCGGGAAAUCCUCGCUGACGAUCCGGUUCGUAGAAAACCAAUUCGUAGAUUCGUACGACCCCACCAUCGAAAACACAUUCACGAAGACCUUCAGAACCGACGGCAAGGAAGUUUCAUUGAAGAUCAUCGAUACGGCCGGUCAGGAUGAAUACUCUAUUUUUCCUACCGGUUACACGAUGGACAUCAAUGGGUAUGUUCUUGUCUAUUCGGUCACGUCAAGACAAAGUUUCGAGGUCGUGAAGAAAAUCUAUCAGAAGCUUCUGGACCAGACAGGAGUGAAGCAGCUUCCAGUGGUUCUAGUUGGAAACAAGAAUGACCUUCGAAAUGAGCGUGUAGUAAGUCCCGAGGAAGGGCGCGAACUCGCACGUUACAUGAAGGGUGUAUUCUUGGAGGCAUCAGCAAAGCAGAACGAUUGUGUGUUGGACAUCUUCACACAGCUCAUAGGACGAAUCAAUGUUGUGAAUGUUCAGAGCGACAGUUCAGACAAGGGGUCAUCAUGUGUUGUUUCUUAGCAAAUUGAGAAAAGGUGAAAAAAAUGGUAGGCGGGCGCUCUUGGAAAUGAAUCAAAUUACGACGAGUACCGGAGGAACGGCUCGAACCAAAUUCUGAGGUCGGUCGACGAAGAUCGCGCGGGAAGCCCGGUCGUCCUGUUGAAUUGACGUUAUUACGACCGGCUGAGAACUGCGAUGAGCUUCGUGCUGACAAGCGACCCUAAUUCCCGAAGCAAAAUAUCGAAAGGAGAAGAUUCUUUUCGCUUCAUAAUGCGUUACCGUACUCAACCAUGCACACGAAGGUAUGAAAUUGCUCGAAGCAAAACUUACGAGUGGAAGCUCAUCAUCUGCCGAAGUUCGAGUCGGAUGAAUCGGCAGAAGAAGGUUGAAAACUCGAACAAAGCUCAAGUUAAACCCUAUCCGGUAUAAAGUAUUGUAAAUAAAAAUCAAACGGAACAGAGAACCAUCUGUUCGUCGAUUCGUCCGGAGUCCCCAGAGCACGGUACAGUUUCGUGUCGGAAUCUUCUUCUCAACAGAUAAGAAUCGAGACCGUAUUCCUGUGUUUGAUCAGGGUUACUGAACCGUUCCACCGAGCCGGAGCUGGGAAGCGGACGAUAGGCGUUGGAUAUUUAUGGAUUA
Molecule: messenger RNA, 2149 nt
Organism: Galendromus occidentalis (western predatory mite)
Lineage: Eukaryota; Metazoa; Arthropoda; Arachnida; Mesostigmata; Phytoseiidae
Gene: Rheb
Product: Ras homolog enriched in brain
Exons: 5
Coding region: 764-1531 (255 amino acids)
Biological process (GO): signal transduction
Cellular component (GO): membrane
Molecular function (GO): GTP binding; GTPase activity
Source: RefSeq, a predicted model, not a curated record